AUGGUCAACCCCGACCUCAGCGCUUUCAGCGAAGAAGACCAACGCGACAUCGAGGCGGAGCUCCAGGAGGGCUACGCCGAGAUUGAGGAGAAGUACGCCGUCGACACCCAGCAGGGCUUUGAGAACGUUCUCGUUGUCGACAAUGUUCCCCUCGUCAACGAGUCCAAGAAGGACAAGCUCAUUGAGCGUCUGAGGCAGACCUUUGCCAAGGCCGGUGCCCCCAUUGACGAGGACCGCGUCAACAUGCCUUGGGAAGGCGACUCCAACAAGGGCUUCCUUUUCCUCACCUACCCUGACGGUGCCGAGGCUGAGCACGCUCUCCGCGUGAUUGACGGCGCCUCGUUCGGUAAGAACGUCCUGCACGUCAACCGCUUCGGCGACAUUGAGCGCUUCGCCAACCUCCCCAUCGGUGAGGGCGAGCUCCCCGCUGGCUGGCGCGAGAAGGCCUUCAUUGAGAAGGACCACCUCCGCAGCUGGCUCGGUGACGUUGCUGGCCGUGACCAGUACAUCACCUUCCGUGACCAGGAGGUCAACCUCUGGUGGAACGGCCGCAACGGCACCGCCGAGGCCGUCAAGGACACUGAUGGCAAGCCCAUCAAGAACCAGAAGUGGGGUGAGCUCUACCUCCAGUGGUCGCCCCUCGGUACCCACCUUGCCUCGCUCCACCGUGUCGGUGUCGCUCUCUGGUCGGGCCCCAAGCUUGACGGCCCCAUUGGCGUCAACGUCCUCCGCUUUACCCACCCCGGUGUGCGUCUUAUCCAGUUCUCGCCCUGCGAGAACUACCUCGUCACCUGGUCCGAGGAGCCCCUUGGCAACUUUGAGAACCACGCCAACGCCGCUCUCCGUGAGACCUUUGGCCCCGACGACGAGGGCAACCAGUUUGUCAUCUGGGACGUCAAGACCCAGCGUGUGCUCCGUACCUUUGCCGCCGACCAGUCGGCCCAGGCCGAGGGCCGCCCCCAGCAGGCCUGGCCCAUCUUCCGCUUCUCGCCCGACGACGCCUACGUCGCUCGUGCCCAGGUCGGCUCGGCCAUCCAGAUCUACGAGCUCCCCGGCAUGGGCCUCUUGGACAAGAAGAGUGUCAAGAUUGAGGGUGUCCAGGACUUUGAGUGGUGCCCCAUGAGCGAGAAGGACUGGGCCAACCGCAAGGCUGGCAAGGGCCGCGAGUGCAUGCUCGCCUACUGGACCCCCGAGGCCCAGAACCAGCCCGCCCGUGUCAACCUCAUGGCCAUUCCCUCGCGUACUGUCCUCCGUUCGAAGAACCUCUUCAACGUCACCGACUGCAAGUUCUACUGGCAGAACCAGGGCGACUUCCUCUGUGUCAAGGUCGACCGUCACGCCCGCAAGGCCAAGACCAAGAAGGCCACCUUCUGCAACCUCGAGCUCUUCCGUCUCCGGGAGAAGGACUACCCCGUCGAGGUUAUCGAGCACAAGGACUACGUCCCCACUUUCGCUUGGGAGCCCAGUGGAAACCGUUUCGCCAUUGUCUCGACCAACGACCCCAACUUUGGCCAGAACGUCCCCGGUGCCAUCAUCAAGUACACCGUCUCGUUCUACCAGCUUGACCCCAAGAAGGGCGACUUUGCCCCCAUCAAGCACCUCGAGGGCAAGGUUGCCAACACCCUCAUGUGGUCGCCCCGUGGUCGCCACAUUGUCCUCGCUUCGAUGGGCUCGUCCCAGAAGUUCGACAUCGAGUUCUACGACCUCGACUUCACUCUUGCCGACACUGACAAGCGUGAGGUCGCCGAGCCCGGAGCCAACGUCCAGCAGCUCGCCAUCGGUGAGCACUACGGUGUCACCGAGAUCUCGUGGGACCCCUCUGGACGCUACCUCGCUUCGUGCGCCUCGUCGUGGCGCAGCACCCCCGAGCCCGGAUUCACCAUCUGGGACUUCAAGGGCCAGCAGCUCGUCCACCAGAGCCAGGACAAGUUCAAGCAGUUUGUCUGGCGUCCCCGCCCCCCUACCCUCCUCUCCAAGGACACCCAGCGCAAGAUCCGCAAGGAGCUCAAGGACUUCUCGCGCCAGUUCGACGAGGACGAUGCCGCCGAGGAGAACCGCGGUUCGGCCGAGAAGCUCGCCCAGCGCCAGCGCGAGAUUGCCGAGUGGGACGCCUGGCGUGCCCGCAACAACGCCCGUCUUGCCGAGGCCCGCGAGGCCCUUGGCAAGGAGCUCAAGCACGCCGCUGCCGGCGAGCAGGAGCAGGUGUCCGAGUGGGUCGAGGAGCUCAUCGGCGAGGAGACCGAGCUCGUGUAA
Molecule: messenger RNA, 2253 nt
Organism: Apiotrichum porosum
Lineage: Eukaryota; Fungi; Basidiomycota; Tremellomycetes; Trichosporonales; Trichosporonaceae
Gene: PRT1
Product: Translation initiation factor 3 subunit b
Exons: 2
Coding region: 1-2253 (750 amino acids)
Biological process (GO): translational initiation
Cellular component (GO): eukaryotic translation initiation factor 3 complex
Molecular function (GO): translation initiation factor activity; translation initiation factor binding; RNA binding
Source: RefSeq, a predicted model, not a curated record